AUACAUCUACCAUGGCGUUGCUACAAAAAACUAAGUAACAUCAGGAACCAUUAAUUCACUCUUAUUUCUUCGUAGGGUUUGUGGUACAAUGGAACGUUUUUCUCAUUUCAAGGCAGAAGGGGCGCGCAUUCUACGACAGCAUGGUGACGAGUAUGACGAGGAGAGCCAAAUGAGGGGACAUGUGCAUAACUCACACCAGAAGCUGGAUGAGGCCUUCCGCACGGGAACACAAGUCCUUCAGUCAUAUGCUGAGCAAAGGGAGAGACUGAAGAGUGCACAACGCAAAGCUUUGGAUAUGCUGAAUACUGUUGGACUGUCAAGCUCAUUGUUGAGGAUGGCUGAGAGGAGGCAGUUCUGGGACAGAUGGCUGGUCUAUGCGGGGAUGGUUGUGACCAUUGUCGUAGUGUUUGGCGUUUGGUAUCUAACGCAUUAAUAAUCAGAUAGGUCGAUCGAUUUGAUUUUGGUUUCAUCUCUGUUCUCUCUGAGUCUGCACCCCGAGGGGCAUUUCCCUAUAAUCUGCGAUCGACCCGCAAGAGGUUGAUCGUCCCCUGCUUGCCGAAGUCUUCGUGGAAUGUCUGAAAAUUCAAAAUCGCGUCAAUAAGUUCCCGCUCUUCGUGGUCGGUUGCUGCUACCGCCUUGAAUCGGUUAUUGUCAUUUUACUAAUCUGCAAGUGGUGGCUUCUCCAGUGCCACUUGUUUCACGCCCUACCUCCCUCCUUGUCCCUCCUCCAAUCCUGCUGUUCUCCCAUCCAUCUGGCCUACCUUCAAGGUUGGGAUUGAUCCCCUUUGUAUCGAGUUGCGGCCCAGCGGAGGCCUAUAAGCGGCGUAUGUUAAACAAAUUAAAGAGCAAUGAAGUGGUGUUUCAAUAAGAAGCAGCAGUGUCGCAGUUCGAAUCCUGUUGCUGCUUCAAAGGUUUCGUUGCUUGUGAAGAUGCAGUCAGACCCAAAUAGCCAUUACUAAAGUGCAGAAGAUGUUGUCUCUUCUGUUGGCUCAACAACACUGGACUCUUCGACAGCCGGCUAUGUACUUUGGGAACAUGUCAUGUCCUGUCCUAGAUAUUUCCUAGACUUUCCAGCCCUGUAUUGAGCCAUGCGAAAGACGAAGACGUCUUCUUCAGCCAUGGCGAUGGAUGCAAGCUGCGAGGUUCGUCCCGCUGGAGCGGACGAGUGAUCCAAGCAGCAAGUGAUGUCUUGGCUCCCAUAACUACCUUCUUCUCGUGAACUCUCUGUUAAAGCCUUAAAGGCGAGUAAAGGCGUAUUCACGCU
Messenger RNA from Chara braunii, 1264 nucleotides. The record is from the annotation of a GenBank genome assembly. Lineage: Eukaryota; Viridiplantae; Streptophyta; Charophyceae; Charales; Characeae.